Messenger RNA from Porites lobata, 3631 nucleotides. Lineage: Eukaryota; Metazoa; Cnidaria; Anthozoa; Scleractinia; Poritidae. The record is from the annotation of a GenBank genome assembly.
AUGAAACAGCCGACUAGUAAGGAAGACAAGAAGAAAAACAGAAGAAAAACACUGAACAGCUUGUGUUCCGUUUCAGCUUUGCUGUUGUCUGUUGCGUGUUGUAUGGCUCUAAUUCACAUGGAACUCCGAAUACAAGAACAUCAUCGACUGAUAUCACACUCGGUAACAUGCUGUGAUCAGAUGGAAACGCAGAUUCUGAGGAAAGUUCAGCAGAAUUACGAAGGAUGGCAAGUUACGAAAGUUGAUGGCAUAAAUGGUCAUUUGCAGGGGACAAAUGGUAAGGAAACGUUUUAUAAAAUUUUCCGGGUUUUGAUAUUAACAUCAGCUUGUUUCAGAUCCUGGCGAUUAUGAAAAUUAUCCUUGUUUAACAUAAGAGGAGCUUUAUCUUGUUCAAAAUUUGUUCCGACUACUCGCUUAGAAUCCGCAAUAAGAGCACAGGCUUAUAAUCGGUGAGGCUGUCAAGAACAGGGGAAUACAAGAGCUAACCAACGAAAGGACAUUCUUAACAAAAAAACAGCCCGUCCAGAGUUGAUUUAAAAGUAUCACUGCACAUUUCGAACGAAUGAUAUUAUAACAACCUUCAGCUACACCGAUACAGUAAAUGAAAAUCAAAAUUAUAAUAAUUCGGUUCUAUCGAACACAAAAUAAGUCCGUAUUUCCUUUGGGCUACAUACGAGGAGUUGGCUAUUUAGCAAAUGGACAUGACGUGAACUGAAUUGAGUGUACAUUGUUGAAUUAGCUCGGUAAGAAUUUAAAAGACUAUUUUUUUUAUGCUAACUCAGAGGAUGCGUGUCGGGAAGAAACACCGUCAAGGCAGCGGUCGUUUUUUUAGAUUGUUUUCAGUUUUGGGCAUUUGUUUGUUUUUUCUUUGGUACGAUAUAUAAUUCCAUUUUUACUUAAUGCUCAGAAAGGGCUUUAUUUAAUGUUUUGUAAGGUCUUGGCGAGUAUGAAAACGUCAAUUCAAGACAGAAGAGAGCGUCACCCGCUAAUUCUCGAACAAAAUCGGUCCAAACAGAAUCGCGAGUAAAACUAAUAAUCAAAGAAGAGCUUCGAGUGCUGCAAAACCAAUUCUGUGCUAAAGAUGAAAAGCUUUGCCGCUCAGGACCAAAAGGUAAUGCAGGGCGACGGGGAAGACCCGGAUUCCGAGGGAGACCAGGUCCCCCAGGGAAACCCGGACCAGAAGGACCUCCUGGUAAACAUGGGCCAGUUGGACUUCCAGGACCCGUCGGCAUUAAAGGGGAUCUCGGAGUACCGGGGGUCCCUGGCCCUAUGGGUCCUAGAGGCCCACCAGGUCAAAAGGGAACCAAGGGUGAGCCAGGCCAGUCCAUUACGGCUCCUUCUCUGCUGCAGAGUCCGAUUGGAACAACUGUCAAUCAAAGCCAGACGGCCAUCUUGAAAUGUUUAGCAAAUGGAAAUCCAACUCCACAGAUCACCUGGUCUAAGAUGAACUCGCGGCUUCCUGUGGGACGUCACAAGGUAGAGUCCAGUGGUGCUCUGAUUUUGAAGGACGUGAGGCCUGAGGAUGAGGGAGUCUACAGCUGUGAAGCUAAAAAUUUACUGGGGAGCGUUAACGCUUCAGCGAAACUCACUGUUCAGUGUAAGUUGAUUUGGUCAUUUUUAAUUAAUCCGCAAUUACCAGCGGAGUCUAGAAAUUUUAAAUGUUUAGAAAGAAGGAGUGGACAGAGCGGGAUUAAAGGAGCUCGGAAAAAAAAUUUACUACAUAUAUUAAUUGACGUGUCACCGGCCACAAUUGGAUAACUUCAAAUUAUGACUUUAAAGAUACAGAGAGUUUUAAAAACACUAAGUUAAGGUUUAGAUUUAGGAUUGGACCUCGAAUUGGAAUUAUACGGGGAACACGUGACUUGCAGAUUGUUUUAUACGCCAAGAACAGGCACUAACUCUCACUUUAAAACGAGGCUAAGUGCAAAACCUUUCUUGUGGAAAUGAUUUUUACUUGUAAGAGAAUAAAAAAAGUCUGACGAGGGAUUCUACAGCUGGGAAGCUAAAACUUCUGUGAAGCUAAACGAAACUCAUUGCAAGCAGACUUGCUCAUUUUUAAAACACCAAUGGAAUGAGAAUUUUAUUGAUCGACAAAUACCAGGAGGCGUCCAGAAAUUAAACUUCAAAAAGACAGAGUGGUUAAAAAAACUUCCGAAAAAAUUUACUACAUUAAGCCACCGGUCACAAUUGGAUACGUCCAUAGACUGUAUUUAACAAAAUACAUGUUCUUCGUCGUUUUCAGUUUUGUCAACUCUGAUAUCUAGAUAUUGUUCAUUGUAAAAAAAACAAUUGUAAAUUCGGCUUUUUUCACCCACGAAGCACUUAAGAGUUCAUAUGAACUCGUUUAAACGUGUCCGUGCGUUCCAGAUCGAAUUGGAAUUUGGAAGUGUUGGUUUUUGAGGAGAGGGGAAGACCGGAGUACCCGGAGAAAAACCUCUCGGAGCAAAGGAGAGAACCAACAACAAACUCAACCCACAUAUGGCGUAGACGAUGGGAUUUGAACCCGGGCCACAUAGCAAAGGAGAGAACCAACAACAAACUCAACCCACAUAUGGCGUAGACGAUGGGAUUUGAACCCGGGCCACAUUGGUGGUAGUUCAUUGUUGAUAGUAUCAUGAGAAGCCUAGCAGCCCAGACUAGAAAAUAACUUAUAUACUUAAAAUAAGCUACUUGUAAACAUGUUGGGGCCGAUGAUUUUCUUAAACCUUCCUCUUCGUUAGACUUUUUUUAAUAACCGACCCUUAUUCUUUAAUUUCCGCCAGUUGGUCCGCAACUUUCGUUGUCAUCAAGUCGACUGAUGGCUGAAGAGAAACAAAACGUCACCAUCGCCUGCACUGCUACUGGCCAGCCGUUACCUAAGAUCACGUGGUCCAAGGCAGUGAGAAGUUUACCAGAGGGCAGAAUCCAUGUGCAAGGUGGAACUUUAAAAAUUUACAGUGUCACAAAAAAAGAUCGUGGAGUAUACAUUUGUAAAGCGGAGAAUAUUCUUGGAACAGCAACAGCCACCACCCUUGUGGUGGUAUUCUCUCCAUUGCAGUUUAAAGUCCGUCCUCCACAAGAGGUGACUUUUGUGAUUGGUUCCACUCUCCGUCUGCCGUGUGCGGCCAAGAGUGAGCUGAGUACCACACUUGCUUGGACAAUGGAUGGCGCUAGCGUACUUCCUGUAAACGCCCGUUUUCUUCAAAAUAACACUCUAGUUAUUGAGAAUAUCAAGAAAACUCAAAAAGGAUCUUACAUUUGUCGAGUCAGCAAUACCCUGACAACAAUAGAAGCUAAAGUCAAAAUCACUCCAAAGGUUGCAUCCUGUUCUGAAAUUAAAAAGUACAUCUCCAGUGUAAGCGGAAAUUACGUCAUUGAUCCUGAUGGCGAGGGAAGUCUGGCACCAUUCACGGUGUUCUGUGACAUGAUUGAUAAAAGUGGAGUUGGCGUGACAGUCAUUGGUCACGACAGUGAGAGUAGAACACAUGUUUAUGGAUGUGAUCCAUCAGGGUGUUACUCUCGUAACAUUCAUUACACGGGAGCAAGUCUGUCUCAGCUGGCGCGUCUCACCAAAGUCUCUUCACACUGUGAGCAGUUUAUCAAGUACGAGUGUUAUAAUUCAAUGAUAUUCUAUGGCCAAGAAUUUGCCUGA